AGCUGUGAGAGAACAAGGGAGAAAGACAGUGUAUAGGAUGUGACUAAGAUUCCCUGUCAAACCAGCCAGGAGGCGGAUAAGAGAAGAGGUGGGAUUGGACAGAGGGAGAGGAGGAGAGUGAGAGAACCCCCUCCCCCCACUCCACCCCAUUCCACCCCACCCAUUCUCCAGUCGUUCAGCGUCAGUGAAACCCCUAAUGUGAUCAAGAUGGAAGCUCAAGCUAUCUUUGGACUUUGUACCGUGCUCCGGAUUUUCGGUUGGCUCCGGGGGCUCCCUGCUCUCUGCUUCCAGAAAGGGGUAAAGUCAGCAAUGGAUUUGAUUUGAAUCCGCAAACCCUGAGAGCAUUCCUCGGAACCGGGAAUUAGGAGCGAUAUCUCAGGAAAAGGGGUAUUCGUUCCUUGAGAAAGGCUUGUAGGAUUGGAUUUGUCUGUCCUCUGACUUUGAUGGAUGGCGAACUCUUCAACCCCAUAGUGUUUAACCUCUGUUAUCUUCUGUUAUUCAGUCUUAUGUUGCAGCUGUGUGGGACUGCGACAGUACCCCUCUGUAUUCUGGUGGGGUAUUGACAGUGACGCAACUCAUCCAGGCACGUUGUGUGAAGUGGCACACGGAUUACGCUAAUUGAGUCCAUUUUACUUCUGUGUGAGAAGUUGUAAUAAGUACACAGUGCCCUCCCUAACUCAUGGGCCAGUUGACGUCAGAGGAGGAAGUCACACCGGGUCACCCUCCAUCCAACAGCAGUCCUGUGGAUGCUUAAGGGCUCUAUGGUUAGCAGUGGGAGUCCGCCAACCAUGCUUGUCGCCAUACGGAAAAGAAGUUGGGAGGAUCACGUGACUCACCGCUCCGGGUUACAGUACAGCUACGACGACCUGGACCUGGUCUGUUGCCUUGGCGUCAGUGGCGACGGGCCUCAGCUGGCAUCUGAGGGGUCCAAACAGGGGCGCAGGGAACGAUGUGCCUCCAUGCCGGAGUGCUGUCACCGGCCACGCCCCGAUGGCCUCAACAAUGGGCCGGGUCACACGUUGGAGUUUGUGACCUCAGUCAAUGUGGAGGACAACGGCAAUCACUCUGAGCCGGGGCACGUAAUGUCAGCAGGCGACUUUGAUUCAACUGUUGUCCCUGUGUUCCAGGCUGAGCUGGUAGACGGCUCUGAUGUAACUGUUGAUUAUGAUGACCUCACCGGGAGGCUGACGGAGUCUGAACCUGGAGGAAUGCCGGACGCUGGUGAGGACUCAGUUGGCAGCCAAUCUCACUGUGACCUGGGCAAUGGGAUUCUUCAGCCAAAGCCAAACAUCAUCUGCACUGCAGACAACAGUCAUGAGGAUGAGGAUGACAUUGAGGAUGGCACCGAUGAUAACGAGCAUCCCAACGUUGUUGACGACCGUGUUGCAAUCACUGUUCAAUCUGUCUCUGUUGACGAAAGACAAAGGGUCUCUAUCUGUCCGGACAAUGGAUUUUCACUGGCCUUUUCUGUUGGUGAGAAAACUGGCAGGCAUCCAGAACUCCUGGAGACAAUGGCCGACCAUACAGACGGUCAGGUUGGACUUCCAGAACCCUUAGUGGACACACAGACCCAGUCUCAUCAUACUGAAGUUGAACCACGAGAGGACCUCUCCACCUUGGAUGAAAGCAACAUUACUGACCCGGGUAAAAGAACAGGAGUAAUACAGCCAGCAGCCAUUUUGGAUUCCUCAAACGAACCAGAGUGCAAUAGUGAUGUAAUAUCAGAUGUUAACGUGGAGAUCUUGGAGGCUCCUGUUGCAGACGUUAUGGAGGGGGAAGCUAUGGAGGAAGACGUUGAGAUUAAAGCCUUAGAAUGGAAGGCUGAGGAUAGUGUUGAAGGUGCUGACGGAUUGAAUGUUCAGAAGAAAAUGUAUGAAAGUCGUGAUACAUUUGACCAGAUUCUGAGGGUGCAACAUGCUGCGUCCGUGGAUGGCAGACAAACAGAACAAGAGCGGCAUGAUAGCAUGAGGACUAAUGAUGGUUGUGAAAUAGCUCAGGACCAGACAGUGUUGAGACAGGAGGAUGUUAACAUGGUGGAGAUGGAAGGGUCCCAAGGAGAGGAAAGGGCUCGGGAAAUGGGCAGGGAAAACCCCUGA
Oncorhynchus gorbuscha (pink salmon) is the source of this 2096-nucleotide messenger RNA. RefSeq lists its product as uncharacterized. NCBI's taxonomy places the organism in Eukaryota, Metazoa, Chordata, Actinopteri, Salmoniformes, Salmonidae. Bases 747 to 2096 code for a protein of 449 amino acids. The record is from RefSeq and is a predicted model, not a curated record. The transcript is spliced from 2 exons.